Molecule: messenger RNA, 5058 nt
Organism: Mercenaria mercenaria
Lineage: Eukaryota; Metazoa; Mollusca; Bivalvia; Venerida; Veneridae
Exons: 5
Coding region: 225-3881 (1218 amino acids)
Source: RefSeq, a predicted model, not a curated record
GCGUGAAGGUAUUGGCUUCCGCAUAUAUUACCGCCAAAAAUAGAAACAACCGAUUGGUUUACUAAUACGCAAUAAUGACGUUUUAAUAUUAUUCAGACGUUGUAACAAAAUAGCAAGGAUAUAUUUUUUUCUGUGAUCUACAUAACUGGCUUCAUGAUGAAUCAGCAAUUAAAUUGUUUGUAAUACGAUUUUGAACAAGCAAUAAAGAACUCGUAUUCACAGUGAUGGCUGGAUGUAACUCAAAAUUUGAAGAUCAAAGAUUUCAAAAUUGGAUAAAAGCUUCAUACGCAGGUAAUGUAGCGAAAGAGGGACUUGAAGAUAUUGUGUUUAACAUUAUAGAGAAGUUUCACCAAAAUAUCCUUGCCGGUAUUUUGACUGAACAGCAAGUUAGAAAUGGCACCACAUGUUCUGAAUGUUCAACCGGAAACAUUUUACCUUGUCCGACGAGAGAUAUAUGCGCCAACCAAUCUGGACUUUGUUCCUUUCACAAUAAUGAACAUAAAAAGUAUCGGAUUUGUCCAAAAGGAAUAUGUGACAAGCUCAGAGAGGAAAUCAAGAAAAGUCACAAAUAUCGGAAUCCAUCUUGGAGGAACACACGUGCAGAAAAAUGGUGUGUAAAUCCAUGGGAAAUCGGAAAGUGUUUCUUGCCACGUGAAGGCUAUCUAGCUGUGACGAAAGUUACAGAAAUGGACUUAAAUGGUCUACUUAAUGUGAUGAUUAACCAUCAAGCAUUCGAUGCCAUUGUUGACCAAAACAGUUGUAUUGUAGCUAAGGAACUGGGCAAACAACUGAGACAUUCGUCGGAUCUUUUAAUUGAUAACAGGACCUUAAAUGGAUAUCUCAGCGCCUUAAUUACGUUACUGACAUCUUCCAAUCAAAUGAAAAAUGAUCAAAAGGCAACUGAAGCGGUUAAAAUGAUACAAAAGCUGCAAAAGGAACAGCUUUCCAUUUCAACCAAAGCCAUGGCGCAGGUUUUUCAGAAACUUCUGGAGGAAAAGGCACGUUUCUCAUUGCAAUAUAUCGAUCAAACAAGUAAGAAGUGUAUUCAAAAUAUGGAGGAAGCUCUAAGAGAAAUUAAAGCUUCCCUGGCAUCCAGUAUAGGUGAUUCAACAAACUUUAAGACAGCAGCUGCGGAUAGAAAAAGAAUGAAUGAACAUUCAUAUUGUACAACAACGAUUAAAAGAGCAAACAUAUCACCAGAGGCGACCAAUGCCCAUGCCUUUCAGCACAGGUCACCAUCGUUUAAACUGCUGACGGAAGACGAGUACGGGGAAAUUAGGGAAAAGUUUAUUGAAGAUAUGAUUGUAUUCAACAGCAAGCAAAAUGGAACUAUUCCAAUUUCGCCCUUGUUUGAAAAAAUUGACGCCAAAGUCGUAGACUUUUACGUUCUACCAACUUUAUAUUCUGUUGAAGUUAAGAAAUCUAAACUUGGUGGAAGUGAAAUUAAAUACCCUAUUGAGUCCCUGGAAGAAGUGUUCAGAAAACGAAGCUCGAACUGCAAGGAAAUAUAUCUUACUGCUGACGCUGGGAUUGGAAAAACAGCUUUUAGUAAAUAUCUUGCAGUGUUAUGGUGCCAUGCACAUCAAGAAAAUGAAAUUUAUCCUGGGAACAUUCCCGAUACGGAAAUUUGCUUUAUGAAGUAUUUUGACUUUCUGUUCCUCAUCUCCUUACGUGAAUCACGUGAUGACUGCGAUAUAGAUAAUAUGAUCUUAAGUCUAAUCGUCCCACAUCUAUCCCAUUCGUCUGUCUUCUCAAUAGAGUUUCUACAAGAAGUUCUGCAUCGUGAAAACUGUCUUGUAAUCUUGGAUGGUUUAGAUGAAUGGACACACACUGAGAAUAAGAAAUGUAAAAUAAAACCUAAAUGCGUUCCACAUAGAAAAGCCCGUCAAAGAUGUACACUACUGACGACUUUAAGACCAUGGAAAUUCGCUACGUUAGAUGUUAACAAAAGUCAAAUACAUCAUCAAAUACAAAUGGUUGGACUCAGUCAAGCGGGUAAAGAAAUUCUAAAACAAAGGGCAGUUUUGAGAGUCAAUACCGACGGUCAUGAUUGCCUCAGGAGUGACGUUACUGGUUUCAACAUGGAAUGCAUUUCAAGUGAAAUCGAAGACCUUGAAAACAUCCCCAUGCUUUUGAUGUAUCUCGUAUGCUUAUGGUGUGAGGGAAAGCCUCUUGCACGGUCCAAGUGUGAGUUAUUCAGCAAUAUAAUUGAUCUGAAGCUGCAACGUAAUAGACAUAGACUAGACAUUUUACAGUUAUCAGGACGUGUAGGAAAGGUUGACACUAGCAAAGUUGAAGUCCUACGCUGCUUCACUUCACUAAGCUAUUGCAAACAGUACAUUGGUGUUCUAAUUUCUCUAGGACAGUUGGCAUUUGAUACACUAUUCAACGAAAAGAGGGAAAGAACGAUCGUGUUCGAAAGUUCAGAAGUUGGAGACAUUUUAAGUCCCGAGUAUUUAAAAUUCGGUCUAUCUUCAGGUAUUUUGACUCAGACAGAAAUCACUGGGUAUUUGCUUAACCAGAAAUCAAGUGUUUCCUUCACACAUAAAACGUUUCAAGAAUUUUUUGCCGCGCUCUAUAUGGCAGUUAAUCAAAAGCAGUAUGAAAUGAUAGCGAAACUUUUGUCAGUUUGUACAUCUAUUCAAAGGAUUCUUGAAAUGUCAAAUGUGCUCAUAUUUCUUAGCGGAAUAAGUACACAAAUGUCGGAACAAAUCGCACAAAAUCUUAUUAAGGUAGUCGCUGCGGAUGACAUAACACGCAAAUAUAGACGCACUGAAUCAUUUUGGGACUAUUUUACCGUAGAAGAACCUCUCAAAUGUUUUCAAGAUAUGCAAAUUGCUUGUUUCAAGGAACAUUCACAAAACGUCAACAAAGAGCUCAAGCUAAGUUUGCAAGAUUUUAUAAUAGACAGUGACUGCCAACAAGAAAAAUAUCUGUCUGCACUGAAGAGUUUGGCUAUUUCCAAUAAUCGAGAUAUAAAAUCUCUGAAUAUUGAGUUAGAAGGCAUCCCUAGUUUGCAUGAAAUAUUGGCAUCUUUCGAACUUAAUGAUGCUCGUGGACUUGAACACGUGUACGUCAGAGGGGGAUGCUCUGAAACGGACAUAUGUCAUCUAUUAUCAGGAUCUGUCGAAACGCUCAAAAGUGUAGCUCUUUUAUCACGAAAGUGGCAGGUGAACCAUUUUGAGGGUGAAUUUAGUGUGUGGUCUGACAGACUUUGUAAUAUUUUGCAAAGAAUGAACAGAUUAGAAGCUAUCCAUUUGAACUGUUUCAUGCUUGGACACCAACAUAUGGAAGAAUUGUUUGACUAUUUACGUAAAAGCAGUAACAUGAAGGAGGUAAUACUCGGAAACGUCCCUUGUUCAGAUCAUUUAGACCACUGUAGUGGCUUCAAACUAGACUUGUCCAAACAUUCGAAUCUCAGGACAAUACGAUUACAUAAUCUACCUCUGUCACAGUUAAAGAUAAGCGUGACAUCGUUAGAGCAAGUUAGUAUUGGGCGGCUACCCUGCAGACAAUCUAAUAUUUUAUCGACGUAUCUCGGAUAUCUUCCGGAAGCUACCAAACUAGAAAGGUUUCGUUGUAGUUUUCUAGAAUCGUCUCUAGAUGUUGACGAAAUACUACGAGUUAUACCACAACUUGUUCAUUUGAAAGACCUCCGACUUCACUGUAUCGAUGUCGGUGGUAGAACAUUGACCUUGUCAGAGAAAAUGACCGACAUUCAAUGUGUUCAUCUGUCUGAAGUAACGAUGUCAAGCUCAGGAUUUCACGUGUUGGUGAAGAACCUUAUAGGGUACAAACAGUCGGUACUUGUUGUGCUGGUAAACUGUGUUAUAGGUUCUAAUCUUGAUUACGAUGAUCAAGAAAUCGAUUCGAUCGAAUGAAAAACUCUUGGUUAUAUUUAACGGACGGAAUCAUUGGAAAAAUGAUGAAUUUUCUUUCAGAACGAUCGGGCUCAGCAGUGGAUAAGUUUGACUGCGCCUGUUUGUGACAUGAAUAGUUAUUUUCAAGUGUUGAAUAAUUGAAGAAAAAUUUACGUCUCGCUAGGAAUAACAAAACACAGAUACAUAUUCUUUUAUAUAUCGUUUGCUAUUAAAAAAUGUGAUAAUGGAUUUCAAAUCAAUAUUGUAAUGAGUAUAAGAAGCAAAUGUUAUCCUUUUUUUUUGUUGGUUAUGACCCUUUAGCAUUUACACCAUUUUCAUAUGUUGAUAUACUGUUUGAUGUGAUAUUUCAUCGUUUUAACCUUUGACAAUGUUAGAGGAUGACAUAUAUUCUAGUAUUUCAGUUUUUGAUACACAUGUUUAAUUUUGCAUAAUUAUAAAUUUUGGCAGAUAGCACGCUAUAACAGAUAGCUAUGAUUGACUAAAUUUAGGUAGUAUAGUAUAACGAGUAACUUUGUAAUGUAUGUGCAGUUAUAUACAUUAUUACUAAUGUUUGUAGAUGACACAGCAUUACUCUCAGCCACGAUAUUUCAUAGAAAGACAAAUAUAUUGUUUGAUUUUCGUGGCAUAUGUAAGUUGAAAGCAAACGAAAGGAAAACUGAAAUAAUAGUUUUUUACAAAAGAAAACAAAGUAGAGAAAAAGAGAACACUGAACUGACAAGUCUACAAAUAAUGCAGUUGUAAACAAUAUUUGUUAUGUUGGCUUUACUAUAACUAGGCAAUUGUCUGCGAACGUAUUUCAGUCACACACGAGUUUUUAUAUUCGUCCUGAAAUCAUUAUGUGAAUAUGGUUAGUUAUUGAAAUCUCUUUUUUGAAACUCUUUGAAAGUAAAAUUUCUCUUAUUUUAUGGACCAGAGAUAUGGUGAAUAUAAAGAUGAAUUUGUUCGAGCACAAAAUUAAUUAAUUGUUAAUAACUGUGUAUUUAAAAAAAUGUACAAAUGUCAAAAAGUCUAUUGACUCUAGUUAUAAACGUUAAAACAUAACGUUAAAUGUUGACACCGAAGGUCAUAAAAUUUUUCAGAUCCCUCGCCAUAUUCAGCCUUAACUGAAACGCACUUUUCCAUCCGGGCUAUUCAUUACAUGAAAGCCGGAGAAAAAUCUGAACUGGUAUGCUAGGCA